AUGGAUAUCGAUUUAAAACAAGUAUUUUCAAUUCUUGACGAAAACGACGAAGGUCAAAUUCAAUUACGACGUUUUGUUGACGUUGCUAAUAAUUAUUAUUCUGACGCUGAACAACUUGCGCGUAUUACAAAAGCAUUAGAUCCGACUAAUACUGGUUUAAUCAAUUUUGAACAAUUUUGUGAAGGUAUUGCUCAAAUAAGUUCAUUGCAAGGUUUAACAUUAAAAGAAGUUGCAUCCGAUUUAACACGUCGUAGUCGUGAAAAUUCAUUAGUUGAAGAUUCUGAUCGACGAAGUUUGAAAACGAAUAAUGGUUUUGAUUUCUCUUCCCUAUCUUCUUGGCCUAACCUUAUACAAGAAGAGUAUCAAGAAGGCAUACAACGAAUACAAAAAAAACCUAAUAAUCAGAACAGUAAUCGAAAUAAUCAAUCAAUUUCACCAAGAUUAGAAUCACCAUUUUACGGUGACGAUGAAGAAUUUGUAGCUGAGCCAACUUCCAGUAUCUACUCAACUGACACUGCACAUCCUCGAGCUCCAGUUCAACGUAUCCCUCAACCGUUCAAACGAAAUAAUUAUUUGCAACCCGUUAUAUCACCCGAACAACCUGAACAACAAUUACAAGAAACAGUAUGUAGAAAUUUUAUUCGAACAAGAAAGUUAUGAAUAUUAAUUUUUUU
Messenger RNA from Adineta steineri, 674 nucleotides. The record is from the annotation of a GenBank genome assembly. NCBI's taxonomy places the organism in Eukaryota, Metazoa, Rotifera, Eurotatoria, Adinetida, Adinetidae.